AAAAUAAGAAUUAUUUUUAAUCUUUGUUUGUGUGUUGUAAAAGGAAAAAUAAUCCCAACAAGAAGAGACUUUGGAUUGAACUUUCAACUUCCCAAAGCAAAGUAAGGUUAAUAUUAUUUGACCAAAAGUCAUUUGAGUUUGGACAAACCACAUCAUUCGAAGGAUGAAUGACAAUGGUAAAUCCCCUAUAUUCAAAAUGGAGAGGAGAGAGACAAAAUAAUGCAGCAGCAGAGAGAGAGAGAAAAUAGGAAAUAGAGAAGGGGGUAGGUGUGAGAUUUGACCAAACUACCACAUAAGAAGAGAGUAGUAAGAAUAAGGCAGCCAUCCAUCCAUCCAUCCAUCCAUCCUUCAAUCCCAUUUUCUGAAACUUCCUAACACCUUACACCCCUCUUCUCCUCUUUCUUUCUCUUCAAUAUAUAAACCCAAACCAACCUCCUCCUUUUCCCAAAUCAGGCUGCUCCUCAAACUCACCAAAGCAAAGCCUAAAGGCACACACUUUUCCAAAACCCAAAAGUUCCAUUUCUCAAACACCCAAUUCCCCAAAUUACCCUCUUCACCACCAUCAUGCAUUUGCAAUCCCUCACCCUUUCCUCUUCCCAUUCCCUCCUCAAAUCCAUUCCCCACUUCCCCACCACCACCUCCACCUCAACCACAGCUGCCGUCCGCUUCCCUAUCCAAUCCGUCUACCGAUACGACCCCGUCACCUACCCCAACGCCAUCGGCUCCUCCCGUGCCGAUUGGCAAAGUUCCUGUGCCAUCCUCUCCAGCCAAUCCCAACAACUUCUCUCUCAAGAUGACCCUUCUUCUUCUUCUACCGAUCACAUCUCCUCCGUCAAUGGCCACAACUCCACCAUCGAGAACCUCAACCUUGUCCCCAUCUCUAACCUCUCCGACUCCACCUCUCUCAAACCCCAACCCAAACCCCUUACCAUCACCGACCUCGCUCCCGCCCCUAUGCACGGCUCCAACCUUCGCGUCGCUUACCAAGGGGUCCCUGGCGCAUACUCCGAAGCCGCCGCCGGUAAGGCUUACCCUAACUGCGACGCCAUCCCUUGCGAUCAAUUCGAAGUCGCCUUUCAAUCUGUUGAACUCUGGAUCGCCGAUCGCGCUGUUCUCCCUGUAGAAAAUUCCCUCGGCGGUUCUAUCCAUAGGAAUUACGAUCUCCUCCUGCGUCAUAAGCUUCAUAUUGUUGGCGAAGUUCAGUUACCAGUUCAUCACUGUCUUCUCGCUCUACCUGGAGUCCGUAAAGAGUAUCUUACUCGCGUCAUUUCUCAUCCUCAAGCCCUAGCUCAAUGCGAACACACUCUCACCAAACUCGGCCUCAACGUCACACGUGAAGCCGUGGACGAUACCGCCGGUGCCGCGGAGUUCGUUGCCAUCAAUAACCUCCGGGACACAGCCGCAAUCGCUAGCGCUAGAGCUGCAGAGCUUUACGGUCUGGAUAUAUUGGCGAAUGGAAUCCAGGAUGAUUCGGGUAACGUGACGAGAUUUGUGAUGUUAGCGAGGGAACCGAUAAUUCCUCGGACGGAUCGGCCGUUCAAGACGAGUAUUGUAUUUGCACACGAGAAAGGGACGUCGGUUCUGUUCAAGGUGUUGUCGGCUUUUGCUUUCAGGAACAUUAGUUUGACGAAGAUAGAAUCAAGGCCGCACCGGAGCCAUCCGAUUAGAGUGGUGGACGGGGCGGAUGCGGGAACGGCGAAGCAUUUUGAGUAUCUGUUUUAUGUGGAUUUUGAAGCUUCAAUGGCGGAGCCUAGGGCUCAGAACGCACUGGCGGAGGUUCAGGAAUUCACUUCUUUCCUAAGGGUAUUGGGGAGUUAUCCUAUGGAUAUGACCCCAUGGAGUCCUUCUCGUAUUGAGGAAUGAGGAUUAGCCUUUUCUUUUCUUUUCUUUUCUUUUUAUUAUUAUUAUUAUUAUUAUUUUUUUUUUUUUUUUUUGUUUCUUUCUUUGUCAUUGUUUAAUUAUCCACCGUUGAUUUAUCUUCCUAUUUUUUGGAUCCAUCAAAAACAGAGAUUUAUAAAAAUUGUUUGUAAUAUUCCAAAAUUCUAUAUAAUCUUUCUUUUGAUAUCA
Cucumis melo (muskmelon) is the source of this 2067-nucleotide messenger RNA. RefSeq names its product arogenate dehydratase/prephenate dehydratase 6, chloroplastic-like. NCBI's taxonomy places the organism in Eukaryota, Viridiplantae, Streptophyta, Magnoliopsida, Cucurbitales, Cucurbitaceae. The transcript has a single exon. Gene Ontology annotation, biological process: L-phenylalanine biosynthetic process. Bases 565 to 1863 code for a protein of 432 amino acids. The record is from RefSeq and is a predicted model, not a curated record. Gene Ontology annotation, molecular function: prephenate dehydratase activity; arogenate dehydratase activity. Gene Ontology annotation, cellular component: chloroplast; cytoplasm.